UGCCACCUGUCAGUGCUCAUCAGUGCCAUGUGCCAGUGCCCAUCAGUGCCUUUCAAUGUCACCCAUCAGUGCCAGUCAGUGCCACCUAUCAAUGCCAAUCAGUGUCACCUAUCAGUGACAGUCAGUGUCGCCUAUCAGUGCGCAUCAGUGCCAGUCAGUGCCGCCUAUCAGUGCCAGUCAGUGCUGCCUAUCAGUGCCAUAUAUCAGUGUCAUGUAUCAGUGUCAUGUAUCAGUGCUGCCUUUCAGUGCCCAUCAGUGAUGCCUGUCAAUGCCCAUCAGUGCAACCUACUAGUGCCUCCUCAUCAGUGCCACCUAUCA
Messenger RNA from Staurois parvus, 318 nucleotides. The record is from the annotation of a GenBank genome assembly. NCBI's taxonomy places the organism in Eukaryota, Metazoa, Chordata, Amphibia, Anura, Ranidae.